GAUAUCAACGAAACAAGAAUACGACAAAAUUCUGCCGUCGAAAAUUUCCGAAACGAGAUCGCUCUCCUGAACGUCCGAGCCGAACGACAUAAAUCAAAAUGCAAGCAGACGGAGGAAGAAAUGAAAAAAUUCCUUGAAGACCGUUUUACUGGUCAUACCCUUACAGAAUUGAAGAAUCUAUGGCACGAAGAUGUUACGCAUGAAGAAUCCAAAUCCUUAAAGAAAUGGGAAUCCAAGCAAAUUUGGCUCGAGAAGUAUGAAGCUGAAUUUAAACAUGAGAGCUUCCUGAAACCCCCAAGGAAGUACAACGAGAGCAAACCAACGGGAGAUUCGCGACAACAAGAUCGACGCGGUAUGACCGACAAUACGCAUUUACAAAGCAUAAGUAAACAGCUAAACCGUAGGAGAAUGAAUCCCAAACAAUUCCAGAACAACCGUCCCGAUGAGAGAAAGUCUGCAAAAUUUGCCCACAAUUGA
Molecule: messenger RNA, 477 nt
Organism: Paramuricea clavata
Lineage: Eukaryota; Metazoa; Cnidaria; Anthozoa; Malacalcyonacea; Plexauridae
Source: the annotation of a GenBank genome assembly